Molecule: messenger RNA, 348 nt
Organism: Laetiporus sulphureus 93-53
Lineage: Eukaryota; Fungi; Basidiomycota; Agaricomycetes; Polyporales; Laetiporaceae
Exons: 1
Coding region: 1-348 (115 amino acids)
Source: RefSeq, a predicted model, not a curated record
AUGUUGAAACGUGCCGCACUUUUCACACCUGCCAUCUCCCAGUUCAUUGCACUGUCUUCUCCUUCCUGGCAAUGCGAGGCGCUCACAAUCUUGCUACGCAUGAUAUUCGCUGAUUCCAGCAUCUCCUCCAUCCCCGGCUCAGAGAUCGGCAUGCAUCUGUUUGAGGUGAUCGCACGCUUCCUCGAAAAUCUGUACACCACGUGGUCUGAAGUCGUCGGGUACAAGAACGAGGAUGUGUCGAAGCUGGUGGCUCACGCGAUCACGCAGAGGCAAGUUUUGGACCUUGCCCCAGGUAUCGGCCAUGUGGCCAGCGCAGAUGAGCUGGAGCACUCAAUGCAUGUCGUUUAG